AUCCGCAUUAAUGAAUACAAGCAAAUAAGCAGAGAUGGCUUUUCUUUGUCAUCAAACACUCAGUUUAGUCCUCACGGUGGAAGCUCAAGUGACAGUACAGUAACAUGUCAAGAUUACAAAUCAUCAGGUUUUCAAAUGGAUAUGGAGUCCUUCAACUAUGUCAGGGGCUAUUACUUCACCCCUAAGAUAACGAGAUUCUUCAAGUCAGUAGUGAAAAAAAGUGGAAGCGAAGCACCAACAACAAAAGGCCCCGGAAUGCACACCAUGCCAGUGCCAGCUUUUAAGGUGAGAAAAGAGAAUGAUGGGGACAGAAUCACUUGCACUACAGACAAUUGGUUUUCACCUUUUGGAAAGACUGAUAAGCUUCAGUGCUUUUCUGAAGCUAUUGAUUACCUCAAAUUCCUCCAUGAACAAGUCUCUGUUUUGAGCACUCCAUACAUGAAAGGCGGAGCUCCCAUACAACAACGCAACAGCAGCAGGUACAAGGAUUCCGACGGACAGAAAACCAAGAUCGUUAGGAGUCGAGGGCUGUGUUUGGUUCCAGUUUCAAGUCUUGUUUUCCAUGUAACUCAUGAGACAACAGUAGAUUUUGGACGCCGCUACAUUUGGAGGAACAUAGAUAGGUAA
Molecule: messenger RNA, 627 nt
Organism: Jatropha curcas
Lineage: Eukaryota; Viridiplantae; Streptophyta; Magnoliopsida; Malpighiales; Euphorbiaceae
Source: RefSeq, a predicted model, not a curated record